Centruroides sculpturatus (bark scorpion) is the source of this 2080-nucleotide messenger RNA. RefSeq names its product cytochrome P450 3A14-like. Bases 121 to 1605 code for a protein of 494 amino acids. The transcript has 15 exons. The record is from RefSeq and is a predicted model, not a curated record. Gene Ontology annotation, molecular function: oxidoreductase activity, acting on paired donors, with incorporation or reduction of molecular oxygen; iron ion binding; heme binding. Lineage: Eukaryota; Metazoa; Arthropoda; Arachnida; Scorpiones; Buthidae.
UUUGAAAAGUGGUGCAUUGUUUAUGUCAUCAUAAAAAGCAGUUUGACACAUUGAAUCCAUUCCUGAGUGGGUGGAUUCACGUUCAUUACGUGAAAGGAAGAAAUCCUUAGUUGAAAGUGAAUGAUUUGUAAUAGAAGAGAAAAUUUCCGAUGCUUUGAAAAACUUGGAAUUCCAGGCCCGGAGCCGUCUUUUUGGUUUGGAAAUCUUUUAGAUGCAAUAAAAUUAGGACGACAGAGUGAAGUACUGUUACAACAAAAGUAUGGACCUAUUUAUGGGGUUUUCUUGGGAAGCGUGCCUUUUCUUAUUGUUGCAGAUCCGGAGUUAUUGAAAAUUAUUCAAGUCAAAAAAGCACAAAUAUUUAAUAAAAGAAAUCCCAUUGUUCCUGGUGUUGGCAUACCAGUCAAAUUAGUAACGGAAAGCGUUGUUUUCAUGAUCGGAUCUAAAUGGAAACAUAAUAGAGAUGCAGUAACUCCCAGUUAUACAACUAGCAAAUUAAAAAUGUUGGCUGCUGUGGUAAAUCGUUCUUUUGAUAAAAGCUGGAAAGAUAUGAGAGAAAUGACGAAAAAUGGAGUUAAAUUUGACAUGAGAGAAUUUUUAUCAAGUAGUGUAGCCGAUAUGACUUUUCAAUCAGCCUUUGGUAUCGUGGUCAACGAUCAGAAAAAACUAGUUCAAUCUUUGAAUUACUCAUUCGACACUGAUUUUACGAAUCCGAUUAAUUUCCUUUCAGUUUGUUUUCCUGAAAUAAGUAAUUUUCUACAUCUCCUAAGAAAUUUUACUCAUAAAAUAAGACAUUUCUUUUCGUUUUCAUCGACAUUAUUUGUAUUGGAAAUGUGUAAGAAAGUAAUUUCUACUAGACUGUCUCUUGAGAAGAACUCUUAUCCAGAUGUUCUACAGCUUCUAAUUAACGCCAGUUCCCUGAAGAAUGUUGAAUUAUCCGAAGAAAAUGAAAAAUCAGAAAAAGUCGUUGUUCAUAGUGAAUACAAGCUCAGUUAUAAAGAUUGCCUGUCAAAUUGUUUUUACACUGCUGUUGCAAAGUUCGAUACAAUUCGAAGUGCUGUAACAUUUUCUACGUAUUGUAUCGCCAAAUAUCCAGAAGUACAGGAUAAAAUUAGAGAAGAAAUAUCGAAAUAUAAUAAAAAAGAGGAGAGUAUCGAUUAUACAGCCAUAUCUAAAAUGACGUAUUUAGAUCAAGUCUUAAGUGAAGUGUUGAGACUGUUUCCGCCCGCUGCAAGCUUCGUAAACAGGAUAGCCGAGGAAGAUCUCAAAUAUAACGAUAUUUUGAUUCCUAAAGGAAUGACUGUAUAUGCUCCGUUGUACGGUUUACACAGAAAUCCUGCAUAUUGGUCUGAUCCGGAUGAAUUUAAACCUGAAAGAUUCCAAGAUAAAUCUUCAAUUAACCCUUACAUAUACCAACCUUUUGGAAUAGGACUCAGACAUUGCGCGGGAAUGAGACCCGCUCAACUCAUUUGUAAAUUAUUGUUGGCUAAUUUAGUCAAAAACUUCAAAUUUAGUCUUGCUCCAGAAACUAAAGAGAUUGAGCCUCAUUUCACACUUGUCAUAACUUUCUCUAAACAUCCGAUUUAUCUUAACGCCACUCCACUGUGAAGAUGAAACAAAUCAAAACGAGUUAAAUACUGUAUACAAUUUGUAUUUUGUAUUUAUUCGAUAAAAUUUGAAUGAAAAACUGAAGAAGCAAAAUUUUAAUAUUUUGUGAUAUUUAUAUAAUAUACCAGGUUAUGUUUGAGCCAACCGGUGUUAUUAAACUGUUUAAUAUUCUUUGAUGUAAUAUGCAAAUAUGUAGAUAAAAGAAAAUACAGUAGUCUAUGUAUAUACACACUAUUUUUGGAAUGUAUCGGCCUACUACUGUGUUUUGAAUAGCUGUUUACUCAGUUAAAACAAAUGAAUAAUAUUAUAAGAGAGACUGGGAAACGUAAGCACAAGAAUAUUUUAGUGUGUACUAAGCGACCCGUCAGGGAAACUUAGAUCUUUUAGUAUCAAUUGAUACUCCAAUCUGUUAGCUAUUGUAGGGUUUAGUGCAUUAAAAAAUCUAACCUGUUUUUUCCAAAAAGUAAAAAAAAGU